CAAGAUGGCGGCACCGCGGACUCCAUUUCCCAGGAGACCCCGCGCGAGCCGGGCCCGGCCCCUGGAUGCGCGCGGCGCGGCGGGGGGGCGUGGCUCCGCGCGCGGCGCGGCCCAGUCGUUGCGCGGCGGCGGGGGCGGGCGGGCGUGCGGCGGCGGGCGGCCUCGGCGGGCCCUGCCCUGCCUUGCCCUGCCCUGCCCUGCCCCGCCGCGGCGGUGCGUCCCCCCGCCCUUCCCCGCAGGGUUGUCAGCAUGGCGGGAGCGACGCCACCAGCGGGGCCGGCCGGGUCCCGUGCCGGGGGUCCAAGCACGGCUGACCAGCCCUACGCCUGCCGGGAGUGUGGGAAGGCCUUCAGGUGGUCGUCCCGCCUGGCCCACCACCAACGCAGCCACACGGGCGAGCGGCCCUACAAAUGCCCCGAGUGCCCCAAGGCCUUCAAGGGCUCCUCCGCCCUCCUCUACCACCAGCGGGGCCACACGGGCGAGCGGCCCUAUGCCUGUCCCCAGUGCGGCAAGGCCUUCAAGCGUUCCUCCCUGCUGCAGACCCACCAGCGGGUUCACACGGGGCUGCGGGCCUUCGAGUGCGCCCAGUGCGGCCUCACCUUCAAGUGGGCAUCCCACUACCAGUACCACCUCCGGCAGCACACCGGCGAGCGGCCCUACCGCUGCCCCGCUUGCCCUAAGGCUUUCAAGAACUCUUCCAGCCUCCGCCGUCACCGACACACCCACACCGGCGAGCGGCCCCAUGCCUGCCCCGUCUGCGGCAAAGCCUUCGCACAGGCCACCAACCUCCGGCAACACCAGCGGGUCCACACCGGCGAGCGGCCCUACGCCUGCCCCCAGUGCGGCAAGACCUUCACCCACUCCUCCAACCUCCUCCUCCACCGCCGCACCCAUGCCGGCACCCGGCCCCAUGAGUGCCCGACCUGCGCCAAGGCCUUUGUCUCCGACGCCUGCCUGCAGAAACACCUGCAGAGCCAUGCCGGCCAUGCUGCCGUGCCGCCGCUCCUCCCGGCGCCCACCGCGGCACCGGAGACGCUCUGGAGGUGCUCCGCUUGCCCGCUGAGCUUCACCAGUGAGGAGGAGCUGCUGGGCCACCAAGGCAGCCACUCGGUGACAGUGGUGACCCCCCCGGCAGCCCCCCACCGCUGUCCCACCUGCGGCAAGACCUUCAAGAACAGCUCAGGGCUGGCCCGGCAUCGGCAUGGCCACGCUGCCGAGCGGCCCUUCAAGUGCGCUGUCUGCCCCAAGACCUUUACCCAGUUGGCCGGGCUGUUGGGCCACCAGCGCAGCCACCCUGCUGCCGUCCCACCGCGUGUCCCCCCCGAGGCUCCUCACCCCCCGGCAGCUCCCCAGCCUGCCCCAGAGCGCCCUUACCAGUGCACUGAGUGUGGCAAAGCCUUCAAGGGCUCCUCGGGGCUGCGUUACCACAUGCGGGACCACACGGGCGAGCGGCCCUACGCCUGCCGCGAGUGCGGCAAGGCCUUCAAGCGUUCCUCCCUCCUCCAGAUCCACCAGCGGGUUCACACGGGGCUGCGGGCCUUCGAGUGCGCCCAGUGUGGCCUCACCUUCAAGUGGGCAUCCCACUACCAGUACCACCUCCGGCAGCACACCGGCGAGCGGCCCUACCGCUGCCCUGACUGUCCCAAAGCCUUCAAGAACACCUCCUGCCUCCGCCGCCAUCGCCAGCUCCACACCGGCGAGCGGCCCCACGCCUGCCCCGUCUGCGGCAAAGCCUUCGCCCAAACCUCCAACCUCCGGCAACACCAGCGGGUCCACACCGGCGAGCGGCCCUACGCCUGCCCCCAGUGCGGCAAGACCUUCACCCACUCCUCCAAUCUCCAGCUCCACCGCCGCACCCACUCCGCCGCCCGGCCCUACCGCUGCCCGCUCUGCCCCAAGGCAUUUGUCAUGGCCUCCUACCUCCAGCGUCACCUCCGCACCCACGCCCCUGGGCCCCGUGGGACCCCCCGCCGCCCCCCGCCGCCGCCCCCCGAGCCCCAGACCUUCCUGCUGGUGCAGACCACCCAGGGCCUGCAGCUCAUCCCCAGUCCCCCGGCACCCCCACGGAAGCUCCUGCUGCUGCCCAGCCCCCCGGCUGAGCCCCCUGCCUUCACCCUCCUGCCCGCUGAGGGUCCCUCGCCCCGAGUGGGGAAGGGUCCCCGGGCACCUGGCCCCCCCGCCGCUGGGCAGAGCAUCCUGUUGGUACCCGGCACGGGGCAGGCACUGCCCGGCGUCCAGCUCCAGGCGGGGGCCCCGGCGGGGGCCAGCGUCAUUGUCCUGAGGGGUGGCGUCAGCGGCGUCCUCCCCCCACGGGGGCUGCAGCCCCCUGAGGUCACUGGCGUCCAGCUGCAGGCAGCCGAGGUGGCCAACGUGCAGCUCCAAGCCCUGCCGCAACCCUUGGAGGUCACCAAUAUCCAGCUCCAAGCUGCCGAGGUGACAAACGUCCAGCUCCAAGCGACGGAGGUGACCAGUGUCCAGCUCCAAGCCCUGCCGCAGCCCUUGGAUGUCACCAACAUCCAGCUCCAAGCUGCUGAGGUGACGAAUGUCCAGCUCCAAGCCCUGCCACAACCCUCCAAGGUGACCAACAUCCAGCUCCAAGCCAGUGAGGUGGCAAAUGUCCAGCUCCAAGCCCUGCCACAGCCCUUGGACGUCACCAACAUCCAGCUCCAAGCUGCUGAGGUGACGAAUGUCCAGCUGCAAGCCUUGCCACAGCCCCUGGAUGUCACCAACAUCCAGCUCCAAGCCAGUGAGGUGGCAAAUGUCCAGCUGCAAGCCCUGCCACAGCCCUCCAAGGUGGCCAACAUCCAGCUCCGUGCUCUGCCACAACCCUCAGACAUCACCAACAUCCAACUCCAAGCCCUGCCACAACCCUUGGAUGUCACCAACAUCCAGCUCCGAGCCCUGCCGCAACCCUCUGAGGUCACCAACAUCCAGCUGCAGGCCACCGAGGUGACAAAUGUCCAGCUCCAAGCCCUGCCACAACCCUCGGACGUCACCAGCAUCCAGCUGCAGGCCAGAGAGGUGACAAAUGUCCAGCUGCAAGGCCUGCCACAGCCCUCUGAGAUCACCAACAUCCAGCUGCAAGCCCUGCCACAGCCCUCAGAGGUGCCCAGCAUCCAUCUCCAGGCCACGGAGGUCACUGAUGUCCAUCUCCAGGCCACGGAGGUGCCGAGCAUCCACCUCCAGGCCACGGAAGUACCCGAUGUCCCGCUGCAGACUACAGAGGUGACAAAUGUCCAUCUCCAAACCACCAAGGUACCUGACAUCCAUCUCCAAGCCACAGAAGUGUCCAAUGUCCAUCUCCAAACCACAGAGGCCCCCAGCGUCCAUCUCAAGGCCACAGAGGUGCCUGACAUCCAUCUCCAGGCCACAGAGGUGCCCAGCAUCCAGCUCCAGGCCACAGAGGUGCCCGAUGUCCAGCUCCAGGCCAUGGAGGUGCCCAACAUCCAGCUGCAGACCACAGAGGUGCCCAGUGUCCAUCUCGAAACCACUGAGGUACCUGAUGUGCAUCUCGAAACCACUGAGGUGCCCAACAUCCAUCUCCAAGCCACAGAGGUGCCCAACAUCCAUCUCCAGACCACAAAGGUGACCAAUGUUAUACUGCAGGCCACCGAGGUGACCAAUGUCCAUCACCAAACCAUGGAGGUGCCCAGUGUCCAACUCCAGGCCGCAGAGGUGCCCAGUGUCCAUCUCCAGGACACAGAGGUGACCACUGUCCACCUGCAAGCCACUGAGCUGCCCAGCAUCCAUCCUCAAACCACAGAGGUGACAAAGGUCCAUCUCCAGGCCACAAAGGUGCCCAGUGUCCAUCUCCAGACCACUGAGGUGCCCAGUGUGUGUCACCAAACCACUGAGGUGCCCAGUGUCCAUCUCCAAGUCACAGAGGUGCCCAGCAUCCAUCUCCAGACCACAGAGAUGACCAAUGUCCAUCUCCAAGACACUGAGGUGUCCGGUGUCCAUCACCAAAUGAUGGAGGUGCCCAACAUCCAUCUCAAGAUCACGGAGGUGCCCAACAUCCAGCUGAAGACAAUGGAGGUGACAAAUAUCCAUCUCCAGGCCACUGAGGUGCCCACCACCUGUCACCAAACCAGUGAGGUGCCCAGUGUCCAUCUCCAAGUCACGGAGGUGCCCAGCGUCCAACUCAAGACCACAGAGGUACCUAACAUGCAUCUCAAGACAACAGAGGUGCCUAAUGCCCAACUCAAGACCACAGAGGACAUGCCCAGCACCCAACUCAAGACCAUGGAGGUGCCCGACAUCCAAUUCAAGACUGUGGAGGAGGUGCCCAACAUCCAACUCAAGCCCACAGAGGUGCCUGAUGUCCAACUCAAGACCGUGGAGGUACCCAACAUCCAACUCAAGUCUGUGGAGGUACCCAACGUCCAACUCAAGACGAUGGGGGUACCCAGUACCCAACUCAAGACCAUGGAGGUGCCCAACGUCCAACUCAAGCCUACGGAGGUGACAGAUGUCCACCUCCAGGCCGCAGAGGUGUCCAACGUUCAGCCGCAGCCCCCCAAGGUGCUUGUGGCGGGGGAAAGCCUGUCCCCGUCCCCCCAGCUGGCGGUGGUGGGGGCGGCCGGGGGGCUACCCCCCGUGCUGCUGCUGCGGGGGGUCGGGGGGGGGCCUGCCCGCCUCUGCCUGCAGACGCUGGCCCAGCUGCCCCCCCCCGGCCCUCCCCGCAUCCUCCUCGUCCGGGGUGAGCCGUUACCGGGGGGCAGCGGUGGGGGGCAGCCCCCCACCCCAACCCGAGGGGCGGCCGGGGGUGGCAGCGGUGGGGGGGGCACGGGAACAGGACCUCCUGCCCCGGAGCUGCCCAAUGUCCCGCUGGUUCACACCUUCUGAGGGGGGGGGGGGGGGCGGACCCCUUGGCACCCCUGAAGGCCCCUGGUGGGGGGGGGCUCAGCCCUGGGGUCCCACCGAUGCACAUCUUCUGGGGGAGGGGCCGGACCCCCAUGACCCCCGGGACACCCAGGGUGCCCCAGGACCCCCUCGGGACCCCCGCCCCCCCCCCCCCAGCUGCCCCUGCGGAGCCGGAGCUGCCGGGGAGGGGGGGGUCGGGCCCGGCGCCGCCGUGGGCGUGGUCAGUAAACGGUGGGGCGUGGUCAAUAAACGGUGCCCCUC
Molecule: messenger RNA, 5124 nt
Organism: Grus americana (Whooping crane)
Lineage: Eukaryota; Metazoa; Chordata; Aves; Gruiformes; Gruidae
Product: zinc finger protein 628-like
Exons: 2
Coding region: 250-4845 (1531 amino acids)
Source: RefSeq, a predicted model, not a curated record